GUUGAAUGACUAUUCAAGAAAGCUUGUCUUCUGCACCAUUCUAGUUCUGAUCCUGCACGGAUCGACUGUUUCGAGCUUCGUCCCAUCGCUUGCAUGGAGAUCCUCGUGCUCUGAUCGCUCUAGUCUUCUUUCCUCCUCCCACCGGACAGGAAACAGGGUUUGCGACAUCCGCCAUUCCUCUCCUCGGCGUGCUCCAGUGCAUAUCACCAUGGCGACGACCGAGCCCGAGAAGAUAGUUGUAUCUGCACAUGAUGGACACGAGAUCUCCCUGUGGAAGAAGGGACCAGCUAACGGCAAGCCGAUCGUGUUGCUCCACGGGCGGACAUGGUCUGCCCGUCCAGUCUGGGAUCUUCAGGUUGGUAGCCCGCCGAGAGACGGCGCUUCCUAUCUUGGAGCCAACACGAUGGACCUGAUGGCCUCAAGGGGUUGGCUAGUGUUCGCUCCUGACUUCAGGGGGUUGGGGGGCACCAAGAGGGACGAGGAGGGGUGGACGACGCCCAACAAGUGCGUCUCCGACGUCCUUGCCGUGCUGGACUACUUGGCCAAGGAAGGACAUCAGAAGCCUCCGCUCGUCGGGUGGUCCCAGGGUGCUCUGAUCGCGCAGCUGAUCGCUCAGAAGCAUGCAGAUCGCAUCUCCCAGCUUGUUCUCUACGGCUCUAUCUUCGACAAGGACGUUGUCUACAGCCCUCCCUCCAAGGAAGACUACAACAAGCCCCCACCCUACAUCGCAAACACCAUGGAAGGCGCCAUGGAAGACUGGACGGUCCCGGGGAUAAUUGACGAUGAAGCUGCUCAGGCCUUCGGCGACGAGGCGCUGAAAUGGGAUCCUCGCAAGGUUUCAUGGUCAAAGCUGGAUGAGUUCAACGCUUGCAGGGGGGAGGAUGUUCACGUUCCUACGCUUGUGAUCCAUGGGGAGAAAGAUACCUACACCUCCAUCGAGAAGCAGAAGGAGCUAUUCCUGAGCAUAGCGAGCAUGGACAAGGCCUGGCGCAUCAUCCCGGGCUGCGAUCAUCCUGUACAUCUCUAUCCUGCCCAGAGGCUCUUGUGGCUGUCGAGCAUUACUUCGUUCCUCGAGAGAGAUCAUGGGAAAAACUGAGAUCGGGGUAGCUCCGACACUCGCGCACUAUCACGAUGAAAAUCUUUACUUCC
Molecule: messenger RNA, 1149 nt
Organism: Guillardia theta CCMP2712
Lineage: Eukaryota; Cryptophyceae; Pyrenomonadales; Geminigeraceae
Exons: 6
Coding region: 209-1096 (295 amino acids)
Source: RefSeq, a predicted model, not a curated record